Trichechus manatus latirostris (Florida manatee) is the source of this 4142-nucleotide messenger RNA. It is a transcript of the gene DUSP10, whose product is annotated as dual specificity phosphatase 10. The record is from RefSeq and is a predicted model, not a curated record. Gene Ontology annotation, molecular function: protein tyrosine/threonine phosphatase activity; MAP kinase tyrosine phosphatase activity; MAP kinase tyrosine/serine/threonine phosphatase activity. Gene Ontology annotation, cellular component: cytoplasm. The transcript is spliced from 4 exons. Gene Ontology annotation, biological process: negative regulation of JUN kinase activity; protein dephosphorylation. Bases 1881 to 3329 code for a protein of 482 amino acids. Lineage: Eukaryota; Metazoa; Chordata; Mammalia; Sirenia; Trichechidae.
GUCUGUGUGUGUCUGUGUGUGUGCGUGUAUGAUGCGAUGCUGAUGGGGGAGCCACAGCAGGUGAGGUUUUAAGGUUCUGGCUUCCGCUGCCCGGUGCCUGUACUCUCUCUGCAAUCUACUUGGAUUUGGGGCGAAGAAAAAAGGAGGCUUGUUGGGAUGCUUUGCGGUAGUUUUAAAUGCCUGAGGCUUCUUAGCGCCCCGUGUUGCCAAGGGGGAGGUUAAGUGCCCCAGGAGUGGGUAAGGGGCGUCUCUAACCACUUCAUUUUCUUGCCAGCCCCAGCCUAGUGGUGGAAGGGCGACUAUCGAGAGAGAGAGAGAGACAGAGAGAGAGAAAGAGAGAGAGAAAGAGAGAGAGAGAGAGAAAGAGAGCGAGGGAGAGCUCAGUAUUUGGCUGGGAGGUUUCCUGGGCCAGGCUGGAUGGUUUCACGGGCGCUAUAUCGGCCGGCCAUCUGCUGCAGGGAUGCAGAUUUCGUUGUAGACUCUGUGCGUGUGUGCGAGCCGCGCACUCCGUGUGGACAUGGGGGUCCCGGCGUGUCUCCGUGGACACGCUCAGCGUCCCUCUCCUAGGAAAUGGACUGUUGAUCCUGGGACGGACUCUACCAGGUAACACAAUAGCAACGCCUUUCACUGCUUGGUCCAGAUGGGAAACAGUUAGAGCUUCUGGAAUAGUACUCGCUCUUCAAAACAUACUACGCAAGGGAGGGAGGGAAGGGUUGGCUCCUUCGCUCCCAUCCAAAGGUGGGUGAGAGAAACCCGAGUCAGUGGGGAUCUGGGGACGUGAUGGGUGCGUGCCCGUUAUGUGUGGAUUCUGCCUGUGACACUUUAGCUCUGUGUCAGAGAAUAGUGACGGUCGUGUGUAGAGGGAUGAUAGCUGACAUUUUCCAGAUAGCUCUUAAAGUUCGUUUAGGUGAACAGCACUUGUUUGGGGUUUGGUUUCUUUGCUGUGUGCCUGUCUAACAGGAGGAGAGGAGCCAGCAGGGCCACGGUGUAGAGUGCCCCAGUGUCUACAGGGAGAAAGGACCUGUCCUUUUGCAGGCGCUCUCUGAGGAGACUGGACCUGGUGGGCUAUACUUUACUGCCUCCUUUAUCAGGGACAGGCUGACUGGGAAGUUGUCUUUCUGGAAUCCAUGUAAAGUUCCGUCCUCUUUUGAAGGGGCACGGGGUAUCUGUAUGGGACUGAAAUAUUGUACAGAGCAGAGAGGCUGGCUGCCUCCCACUAAUGGUAGCCUGAAGAUGCACAGUCUGUACCCGUGGGGGAGAUGAAGGGGGAGGAGAGGUGAGGUGGUCCUGUCCUUAGAAGGAGGAGUGGAAGGUGCGGCAGGGAGCAAUGGGUGAUGGAUUUGCCAGGGUUGGGGUUUCCAGGCCUGGGUCCUGGGCUUGAGGCUUUGUUUUAGGACACCAGACUGUACUGAAAAGGGGAAAUGCAGAUUAUAAGAGGCUAACGGGAAGCAUGAGAGGUCUUAAUAUGACUGUGCUGUGCUUUUCAAAGGGCCUGGUAGACUGGGGAGCAAGAAUAGCUUCUAGUGAAGGAGAGUCAUUUAGGGGGACACUUUCAUUCUGAUUUGCAGAAAGUUGCCAUCCGCCCCGAGGUAUAACUAGCUGCUGUAUAUUUCUGUGAGCCACGCCAACACUCUCGGUCAUCCCUUUGCCUUUGCAGCGCAUGAGGGAUUAAAUGGAAAUCACACAAGAGUGGACACAUGGGUCUUUCUCGGAUGGUUGCAGUAUACUUCUGCCUGGGAGCUGAGGUCCAGAACAGAGGGCCUCCUAAGAACCCCCUUCCUGUCUUCAGCUUGUCUAAUUCUCUGUGUUUUUACCUUUCCGAGGGCUGAACUUUGAUACUGUCUUGAGUUCUUCUUGAAUUGCCAGUUUUCAGCCUCCUCAUGCCUCCGUCUCCUUUAGACGACAGGGUAGUAGUGGCACUGUCUAGGCCCGUCCGACCUCAGGAUCUCAACCUUUGUUUAGACUCUAGCUACAUUGGCUCUGCCACCCCAGGCAGUGACAGCCACCCUCCUGUCAUCGCCACCACCGUUGUGUCCCUCAAGGCUGCGAAUCUGACGUAUAUGCCCUCAUCCAGCGGCUCUGCCCGCUCCCUGAAUUGUGGAUGCAGCAGUGCCAGCUGCUGCACUGUGGCAACCUACGACAAGGACAGUCAGACCCAAACGCAAGCCAUCGCUGCUGGCACCGCCACCACCGCCAUCGGAACCUCCACCACCUGCCCUACUAACCAGAUGGUCAACAACAAUGAGAACACAGGCCCUUUGACUCCAUCAGGGGGGGUGGGCAGCCCUGUAUCAGGAACCCCCAAGCAGCUAGCCAGCAUCAAAAUCAUCUACCCCAGUGACCUGGCAAAGAAGAUGACCAAAUGCAGCAAGAGUCACCUGCCAAGCCAGGGCCCUGUCAUCAUUGACUGUAGGCCUUUCAUGGAGUACAACAAGAGUCACAUCCAAGGAGCUGUCCACAUUAACUGUGCCGAUAAGAUCAGCCGGCGGAGACUGCAGCAGGGCAAGAUCACUGUCCUAGACUUGAUUUCCUGUAGGGAAGGCAAAGACUCUUUCAAGAGGAUCUUUUCCAAAGAAAUUAUAGUUUAUGAUGAGAAUACCAAUGAGCCGAGCCGAGUGAUGCCCUCCCAGCCACUCCACAUAGUCCUCGAGUCCCUGAAGAGAGAAGGCAAAGAACCUCUGGUGUUGAAAGGUGGACUUAGUAGUUUUAAGCAGAACCAUGAAAACCUCUGUGACAACUCCCUCCAGCUCCAAGAGUGCCCGGAGGUUGGGGGUGGUGCACCUGCAGCCUCGGGCCUCCUACCUCAGUCCAUCCCCGCCACCCCCGACAUUGAGAAUGCAGAGCUGACCCCCAUCUUGCCCUUCCUGUUUCUUGGCAACGAGCAGGAUGCUCAGGACCUGGACACGAUGCAGCGGCUGAACAUCGGCUAUGUCAUCAACGUCACCACCCACCUCCCUCUCUACCACUACGAGAAAGGCCUGUUCAACUACAAGCGGCUGCCCGCCACGGACAGCAACAAGCAGAACCUCCGGCAGUACUUCGAAGAGGCUUUCGAGUUCAUUGAGGAAGCUCACCAGUGUGGGAAGGGGCUCCUCAUCCAUUGCCAGGCUGGGGUGUCCCGCUCUGCCACCAUUGUCAUUGCUUACUUGAUGAAGCACACUCGGAUGACCAUGACUGACGCUUAUAAGUUUGUCAAAGGCAAGCGACCAAUUAUUUCUCCAAACCUUAACUUCAUGGGACAGUUGCUGGAGUUUGAGGAAGACUUAAACAACGGUGUGACACCACGAAUCCUUACACCAAAGCUGAUGGGCAUGGAGACGGUCGUGUGACAGCAGCCUGGAGGGAAAGGAUUCCUGUUCUUCGUUAGAAGUCGAGGAGAAAGGAGGGCUGGUGUUCUUUUUCUUUCUUUUUUUGUUUUUUAGGAUGGGGUAAAGUUUGUGAAUGGAAACAAACUUGUUCAGAAACUUUUUAUUUUUAACAUGUGUGAGAAGAAUUUAUCUUUCAAUGCCAGUGACAUCAUUGUUGAUGCCAUUGAUGCCAGGAUUCAUUUCCCACAAACUGAUAAAACAGGGAGGCUAAAGAAGUCAUUUUUUAAGCCAACAAUAAAAAUAAAAUAAAACUUGGUUCUCCUCCCUUUUGUUUUAAGCUAUUUGUAGAGUUUGUGAUGAAAUAGUCUGUGCAGGCUCAUAGACCGAAGAUGCUACACUUCAAUACAAUGACAAAGAACCAAAAGUAAGCAGAGAAGACAUUGAGUCAGGAAGACCUGAGGUCUGCCCAGGCCAUCCACACAGAAUACAGAACCCACCCAGCCAAGCCCUGUAGGGCUCACUGGUGCAGAGAAAAGAUCAGGGCAGCUGAAGUCAUCUAAGAACCCUUCCUUCACACAUUCUUUAAAGAGUCAAAGGAUACUGUUGAGUUUGUGUGUUUCAUACUCUGGAUUUUUUUGUUCCCCCUCUCUGGGUUUUAGGGUUUUUUUUUUAGUAGCAAGGAACUUGACCAUAAUCCCAUAUGCCUUCACUGGCUUCUUGUGCAAUACUAUGGUGUUUUGAGUGCGCAAACAAGUUCGCACUGGUAGCCUAAUACUAGACAGUGCAAAUUUGCCAGCUUGGAGAUAGCAAGGAAUUAAAAAAAAAAAAAAAAAA